This is a messenger RNA of Camarhynchus parvulus, 971 nucleotides long. RefSeq names its product adhesion G-protein coupled receptor G2-like. Bases 70 to 771 code for a protein of 233 amino acids. Gene Ontology annotation, cellular component: membrane. The transcript is spliced from 7 exons. Gene Ontology annotation, molecular function: G protein-coupled receptor activity. Lineage: Eukaryota; Metazoa; Chordata; Aves; Passeriformes; Thraupidae. The record is from RefSeq and is a predicted model, not a curated record. Gene Ontology annotation, biological process: cell surface receptor signaling pathway; adenylate cyclase-activating G protein-coupled receptor signaling pathway.
GUGCACUGUGUCUUUUGGGACUUCGGGAAAAACAAUGGACUGGGUGGUUGGAAUACAUCGGGGUGUGAAAUGGAAUAUACAGAUAUGAAUUAUACAAUCUGUUUCUGUAACCAUCUUACCCAUUUUGGAGUCCUACUGGACUUGGCCAGGACAGAAAUAGAUGUCACACAUGAUCAUGUGUUAACUUUGAUAAGCUAUGCAGGAUGUGGUGCUUCUUCACUUUUUUUGGGAAUAACGCUCAUGACAUACCUAACCCUUGAGAAGGUGCGGAGAGACAACCCCUCAAAAAUCCUGCUCAACCUUUGUGCUGCACUGCUGAUGCUGAACAUGGUCUUCCUUAUCAACUCCUGGCUGACCUCGUUCAACCAGCCAGGCCUCUGCAUCACUGUGGCCAUGCUCCUCCACUAUUUCCUUCUUGCAGCAUUCACUUGGAUGUGCCUGGAGUCUGUUCACUUUUAUUUGGCUCUUGUUAAAGUUUUCAAUGUUUAUGUCCCAAAGUACAUCCUAAAAUGCUGCAUUGCUGGCUGGGGAAUACCAGCUAUUGUGAUUACUCUUGUGCUCAUUAUAAAUAAAGACUUCUAUGGCAAUGGAUCACUCUCCAAGAGCCAUCCUUACAGCAAUUUUUGCUGGAUCCAGGACAACACCGUGUUCUACAUCUCUGUUGUGGCCUAUUUCUUCUUAAUAUUUUUGAUGAAUACAGCUAUGUUCAUCACUGUUCUCCUUCAAAUCCACUCUGUGAAAACAAGGACACAAAAGACAUCCAGAUUCUAGAAACGGGGUGCUCUCCAAGACCUCAAAAGUGCUUUCAGCCUGAUGUUUCUUUUGGGGUUAACGUGGGGCUUUGCCUUUUUUGCCUGGGGAGCAGUGAGGAUAUUUUUCUUGUAUCUCUUCAGCAUUUUUAACACCUUGCAAGGGUUCUUUAUCUUUGUGUUUCACUGCCUAAUGAAGGAUGAAGUAGUGAAGCAGUGCCG